Molecule: messenger RNA, 7258 nt
Organism: Mobula hypostoma (lesser devil ray)
Lineage: Eukaryota; Metazoa; Chordata; Chondrichthyes; Myliobatiformes; Myliobatidae
Product: Krueppel-like factor 7
Exons: 4
Coding region: 490-1323 (277 amino acids)
Biological process (GO): regulation of transcription by RNA polymerase II
Molecular function (GO): RNA polymerase II cis-regulatory region sequence-specific DNA binding; DNA-binding transcription factor activity, RNA polymerase II-specific
Source: RefSeq, a predicted model, not a curated record
UGUGAUUGACAGGCGCUGCUUACUAUUCUCUCAGCUGGCUGUUACUGUGUUUUCCCCCCUGCUCGUCUCCCCCUUUGCGUUGCAGCCCAGUGGUGCGUUCUGCUAAAGAGGCAGAGAAAGAGAGAAAAUAAAGCAAGGAUUGCUAAGGAGAAGCAUCGCCAAUGCGGAAAUACAUGGACAUCACAUGUCCCUCUGAGUUCAUUUUUGUCCAAAGAUCUGGAAGCAUCGGAGGCUGCAGAAAGCUUGCAAUCAAAGACAUUGACUUUCCAAUCUAUUCUUUUUAGAGAGGUUUGCUUUGCAUUGCUUGGAUAAACAAAGACUGGCUGCCUUUUGGGUGCUAAUUGCAGAGGGAUCCGAUCUGCUCUUCAUUGUCAUCAAUAAUCACCCCCUUAUCUUUCCCUUCCCCCUCCCAUCCCUUUCUCUUCCCCUUUCCCUUUCCUUUCUCUCCCCCCUCCCCUAGACCCCUCCCCUCCCCAUCUCUCCAUCAUCAUGGAUGUUCUGGCGAAUUACAGUAUAUUCCAGGAGCUGCAACUUGUCCACGACACUGGUUAUUUCUCUUCGCAGCCUUCUUUAGAAGAAAACUGGCAGCAGACAUGCCUGGAGUUGGAGCGGUACCUCCAGACUGAACCCAAGAAGCUGUCGGACCCCUUGCUGGAGUGUGUGCUGAGCGCUACCUCUGCUGUCAGCGGCGAGGGGGACCUACCGGACUCUCUCCAGCCCCUCGUGCUGAGGAAGCAACUGGACAGGAGUCACCUGCCUUCCACCCCCACCUCGCCGCACAAGCUCCUGCCGGAGGCCCCCUUCGCCCUGCAGACAACCGCGGAGCCACUCACCGAGUCGCCGGCGCUGGUCAACCCGGCCCAGCUCAAUGCCGUCACGUCGCUGACGCCCCCCUCCUCGCCCGAGCUGGGCAGGCACCUGACCAAGCCGCCUCACCCCACGGCCAGCGCCGAUGACGCCGGGGUGGUGAAGGUGGUCCCGAGGAAGGCGGGCCUCAGCCUGGUCAAGGCCUUGGCCAAGGGUGGACAGGGUGACCUGGAGGUGUCUGGCGACAACAAGAAGAGGGUGCACCGCUGCCAGUUUAACGACUGUCGGAAAGUUUACACCAAGAGCUCUCACUUGAAGGCCCACCAGAGGACGCACACAGGUGAGAAGCCCUACAAGUGCUCUUGGGAAGGCUGUGAGUGGAGGUUUGCACGCAGUGAUGAGCUGACUCGACACUAUCGGAAGCACACGGGAGCCAAGCCCUUCAAAUGCAACCACUGCGACAGGUGCUUCUCCCGAUCGGAUCACCUGGCCCUUCACAUGAAGCGACACGUCUGAGCGGAGGGAGCCCACAGGAUACCAUGGCAUGACUGUUAACGGGGGAAGGACCUCUAUGCGAAGAGCACAGACAUGUGGUUGCCUUAUUGCCAUGUUACCAUGAGCAUGUGCGCGUGUGCACGCUCUUCAUCUCCAGAUGCAAACAACACACACUCUCUAUCUCUUGGCCUUGCCUUACCCAGUCGAUUAGACACUGCCAAACAACUGCUGACUUAAUUGCAUUUGGAUUUCUGUUGCCAUGGAAACCAAAGGGGAUUACAAACUUGACACCACUUUCCAAGCCUUUGCAGUGCGAGUGUGUAUAUCACCCGGCCUUCUAACUGUUGAUUCCAACACACCCUGUUCUGCUCCAGAUACAAAUCAAAACAAUGGCAGGCCUCUGAAGACUGAUUGGCAGGCAUUUCAGGAGGAAUCGGUGGUUGGGGGGGGUGGGGUGGGGGGGGAGGGGAUCAGCAUCAUGUGACCGUGGUGCCGACUGGACCCUAGCCGAUGCCAGCCUCUUGUGGAUGAAUUCAUAGCUGUCGGAACCGGGAUGGAAUGGGACUCUGGAGACUAUCCACCUGCACCCCAAAGGGAGAGGGACAUUUUCGCAGUGAAAUUUGGAUGUGGUGACCAAAGGUGGUUGCUGGGCCUUGCCCGCUCUUUCCUGCCCCUCUUUCACCGCACUGAGCCAGCCGCGCCUUCCCAAGUACACCACCUCAAAGCCUGGAAGGAUGAGUUGACAGACAGCUGGCUUGGGCCAAUCCGAUGGUUGGUGGCGAGGGGAGGGUUUGCUGAAACACUCGUGGCAAUGCUUGAUUGACCUUGUGGAUUUGGGGGCACAUUGUCAUGGUAACGAAAAAGGAUAUUGCCCCCAUCUCCCCACACCCACUCCCCACUCCCUUCCCUUUCAGUAGCCUAGCACUCCUUCCCCUGUAAUACUCCAGGUCUUGGUUAAAGUGUCAACUAGUCUCCUUCCUCUGGCCUCUUGCCCGCUCUGGGAGGAAGCGUGGUUGCCGACUCAGUUGCCAAUGGUAACCUCCCUGGUACCCCACCUUCAACUGCCUGCCUUGCCCAUUUUCGGUGCGCAGUUUGAGGUCGCCCAGGCAAACCAAAGAUUGGGGUAGCCAUUCAGCACUGAAGAGCACCAGCCCUUUAUCCCAAACCCAUCUCCAAAGGCCUCCCCAAUUCGUUUACUGAUCCAGCUACUGAGUUUUGUGGCAUUGCUGGAACAAGGGGCACGUUGGCACCUGCUGCCCCGGCCCUGUUAGUGCAGAAGGGAGCACAGUGACUCCCUGCACCUUUCCACGGCUUGGCUUCCAAUGACCUUAGUCACAAGGCACCUGGUAAUGGUAUAGCCUUUUUGGAAUUGAGGUUGGGGGGGGAGGUGAUAGUGUGCGGCGAUCCACAUGGGAUAGGGACGGGAACAGCCUAGCACGGAGCUCAAAAUUCCAGCCUACAGCAGGGAAGGUAUUGGCCACUGGCUUGUCAGAACCUUUCGAAAGCUCUUGGUCAGUCCAGCCCAACUUCCCCAACCGCUGCAGCAGGUGGAGGAGAGAAUUCCAUGGGUAAGCAUCCUCCCUUCCAGUUAAUGGGCUGUGUGGAGCUGUGGAACAAGUGAAGGAUUGUUGAGGACGUGUAUCAAACUUGUGCAAUGUAACAGGAAAGCCUUUUCUAUCCUUGGCUCUCUCUGGCCUCCUACAUCCAGGCUUCCAGAGAAAAUUCUUGUUGAUCGCUGUGUCCUUCAUUCAAAGCUCCUGAAAGUAAGCCAAUAGACUAGAGCAACACGAUGGGGUACGGGCACUUUACCACAGCGGGAUUCUCCUCGACUCGGCUCGGUCACGGUAGUGAAAGCCCGCAGUGGCCACGACUCACUGGGCUUUGUGCCUUACCUAGCUCCUGGCCCCAGAAUGCUGCCUCUCGUCCUCGUAGGUGCCAAUCUGCCCCAGCACAAGGCCUUAGUUUGGUCCCCUUGCUGCUCUUCGGCUGGUCUCGACCGUUCUCGGCGCAGCCGGCUGCUCAUGGUGCUGGUCAGUCAGGGACGCACACCUUGAGAAUGCCAGCCUGAUCUACCCUCUCUGAUUCUUCCUAACCUACCCCAUUCACAGUGGCUUUAUUUGUUAUGGGUGGUCUGGGAGGGGUGGGGGACUCUUUCAAUGUACACUGAGGGGAGGGGAGAAAUAAAUAAACAACACAGGCAAUGUCUUAUUUUAAUUUACACUUUAUUCGCCCUUUGGAGGCCUGGAGCAUGCUGAAUAAGUCCAAACAGGUCAGUUUAAUUUGGUUUGAAGUGAUCACAGAACAAGAAUUCCUGGAUAUUUUCAGCAGCCCAAAAAUCCAAACUCCAGUGUUUAUUAUAUUGUGUGGAUUGAAUAUUUAUUGAUUCCUCUCUCUCCCUCAAUUUGUCUAUAAGACUUAUUCUGUUUCUUUUCCCUCUCUGCUCUGUUCUGCCAAAAUGUUACCCAAGAUGUCUCUUGCAUGGGGUGGAAGUUGUCCUCACACUGACUGCUAGGCCUUUGUUGGAGGUGGUCUACAGCCAUGCAAGGUGGGCUUGGUCUGCCCGCUGUACAGCCCUCAGUCCCAGCCCACUCAAGCCCCCUCCCUCUUGUACCAGGGUGUGAGCCAUUUUUUUCUCUUUUGGACGACAGCUCAUCCCAUGGAUCGGAUGAAUUGGCAGACCAUUAAUUCAAGAUUUUGAUUGGAGAUCUUUGAUAUCCAAAAGUCAUUCCAAAUGGGCAGAGCUGCAACUUUAAAAUGCCCAGUCGGAGCAAUCUGAUUACAGUUGCUUAAGUGGUGAUUGGUGAUGUUUCUUUUCCAUGCGUUGCCAGUCACCCGAAUUUACAUAAAUUCUGACCACAUUGCUCAUUAGUGUCCCUGCAUCUUGCUGAUAGAAAUGGGAAUUUGGAGCUGGUGCGGGGGGUGGGGGGCACUGUUGUUGAGUGGUGCUCUCCAAGCUGAGUGGUACUCCCAGGGCCUAGCCUUUGGUGAACUGCGUCUCAAUUUUUCCAGCAGCUUUUUUGUUCCUCGGGGUGAGUGACAGUCAGGGCCUUUACAUACUGUCACAUCAUCCUGGCCUUCCUGGUUCCAAAAAUGUCAAUUGUGCCAGAAUGUUCUCCACCUUGUUUCAAGCCGUCUGUUACUGCCAGAACUUCCCUGUCCUUCAGUCGAUGACUCCCAAGUGCUGUUGCUUGGCUGUUGAUAAUACUUAACCUUGCAGUGAAGCCAAGUAUUGAUCUAGCAUGGUUGGAGGAGGGGAUUGGUUCAACCCAUCGAUUCCCACCCAUCCCCACAGCAGACCCAGCCCCUCCUGAGGGCACUUGGGCUACGGCCUGCCCUCUAUUGCAGCCUACAGAAAAUGCAGCAGUGUUUUCUCAAGGCCCUGCGGCAUUUGACCGGCCAGUCCCAGUCACACAAAGUUCUGCCCUCGACUGCUCUUCACGACACAGCGACGGAUGCUGGUCGUGCAGAAGGCCCAAGGUACCAGAAUGCCCUCUGCUGCAUCACCGUUGCUGGCACAUUCCCCUCUCUCCCCCGCCCCCCCCACCUCUGUUACUUGGCAUCGCAGCAGGAACUCGCCUCCAGGUGGGGCCCCGGGCGGUAAAGCUAUGAGGCGGGUGCAUUCUGGCCCACUGAUCCCGAGGGCUAGCAUUCUCCUGGUGAUUGGCUUCCAGAAAACAAAGUUGGAGCUUGGCCAUUGGUGCUGACCUCUGGCCCCCAGCUGGCAUCCUGCACCUGUUGUCAGGUGACCACCAAACGUGCCGCUUCUGCCAUUGGUCGACUGACUGGCCCAUCCUUACUGCGCUGGCUAGUUAGUAGAUGGGCACUGGUUUCUAGAACGGGCUGGGCUAUCCCUUGCCUCUGUUGAGCAUCCAAGCCAGCUCUCAUUUAUUAACCAAUAUCGUGCAAUGAAGAAUUCCAAAGAAAGUUACUUUUUUUAAUACCCCUAUGACUUUUCUCCCAGAUAUUUGCAUGCAACAGCUUCCUUUUCCUGUGGACUUCUCCCAGGGCAAGGCUCCAGUUCCAGCAGUGGGGAAGGGCACCUCUUCCCUGGUAUUGGAGGUCAGGGUGGGCAGCAAGUGGCAAGUGAGGGCAUUGCCCUCUUUUUUUUUCCCCCUCUGAGUCCGGUAGCCCAGCCCACCUGCAGUGUAACACAAAGAUGGGAGAGUGUCCUACAUCAGACGCUGGCCCGGGGCAAGUGUAAACCUUGAUUAAGUAUAAUGUUCAAAAUAGCAAGCUUGUUAAUUGAGAGCAACUAUUAUAUUCAUGUGUAAACACCGAUCUACACCUCGUGUCUCUGCCCUCUCAAGUUUCCUGCCUUUCAACUAUAACAACAAAGCGUAGUAUGUACUCUGUUGUAUCCAAGGAGACGUUAUUGGAAUUGUCAACCAAGCUUCAGAUGAAAACGUGUCUCCUGUGUUUUGGUGCAUAAUCCCUGAAGGCCAAUAUAAGGUUCUACGUUAUCAUUGAGGGAUCAAAUAUAACCAUGUCUUUCAGCUGUUUGAUUGUGUUUUUAUUAUUGGUAUAGGAUUAGGGUCAGUUCUAUACAGGGUACAUACUCCACUCUGACUCCUGCUCCUGUAUGCUAUCUGUUUCUCUGUCCUGUUACUUUGAGUUAGGUUAUUUAUUUUGUUUUGUGCGUGUAUGUGCUUGCAUCAGAAGGUUGGGGCAUUAGUUUGGAGAUCUAGUCACCUGCAAAUUUGGCAAAAUGGCUUCGUCGUGGAGCAAAUCUAUCUUCAGAAGCAUGGUUGAGUGUGCACGUGUGUGUAGAGUAUGGUUCUUUUCCCGUGUGCUGCCCGCACCAGCACCCGAGGGGAUUAAUCUUCAGUUCCUGGAAAAUCUAGGGCAGUGCCAGAGUAAUUCGGAGGAAAUUGGAGGUGUAGAGCUCUUCGUAUGUCUGUCAUGCCUGCCCCCACCUGUUUCCUUGGUAACCAUAUCGCACUCUCCACAUACAGCAGCUGAAAUACUUAGGAAGGCCGUUCGUCAGGGGUGGGGUGCUGGUGGGUGUGGAGAGAGGGGGUGUUACAAUUGUAAUAUUCACUGUCUGGGAUUCUCCUAAUGACAGGGGAUCCUGUACCAUUCCAGGAGACUUCUCAAGUGCCAGCACACAAUUGCUAAAUCCACCCUCCUUCACCUCCACCCACCACACCCAACAUGAUGUUCUCGGUAUUAUGUUUUUGGAUAUGUGCAUAUUCAGUGGUGACAUACUGGACCUCAAAUGUAAAAGAGCUAAGUGUAAAAAAAAUCUUGUUAGGACAAGGUGAUGUGUAGAGUGGAUUAAAGGGGACGUAUAUUUGGGAAUCCAUGUCGGAAUCGAGAGGGUGUAAAUGAUUGGAUAUUGAAUGAGGAAGAUGCCAUUACUCAGGCCAUCUCAGAGUUCCACAUACCCGCCCCUGAAGAUUUUCUUUUCUGUUUAAUUUCUUUUUGUUCCUUCUUUUAUUUCUUUUUGUUUUGUUCUUUUCUGUUCCACUGUUUGUCAGUUUUACUGUACAAAGAGUCUUACGAAAAACUAUUCUUUGUAUUAUAUGAUGGUAGUACGUUAAUGUUACAAAAUUAUUAACAGAAGAAAAAUUUAUUUUUGUUACUGGUCUGUUUCCUAAUUCUUUUUUAAAUUGGUAUUGUAAGAUAUCUAUGCAAAAUUUGUUAUGUGGAGCAUUUUUAUUUAAGAAUGUAAUAUGUGUAGAAUACAGUAGAAUAUGCUCGGCCUGAAAUAUAUGGCUUGUGUCCUUUUUUUAUUUUGAUGUGUGCAAUUUAUGAACACGUAAUUAAAAAAAUGCAAACAAUAUACAAUGUCUGUUGGUUCUUUCCCUAACUUUGUUUUGCACUAUUUUAAUUUAACUAUUUAAUAUAUAUACUUACUGUAAUUGAUUUAUUUUUUUCUAUAUUAUAAUGUAUUGCAUUGUACUGCUGCUGCUAAGUUUAACAAAUUUCACGACAUAUGCUGGUGAUAAUAAACCUG